Ceutorhynchus assimilis (cabbage seed weevil) is the source of this 1847-nucleotide messenger RNA. The record is from the annotation of a GenBank genome assembly. NCBI's taxonomy places the organism in Eukaryota, Metazoa, Arthropoda, Insecta, Coleoptera, Curculionidae.
UAGGUAGGUACACAGAGUGACUGUAAAUUUGGCCCUUAAUCCUUGUUAAAUAACAAAAACCUUAGAUUGGGCCACACAAAAACAAUAUCAUAUAGACAUUGACACAAUCUAAGGUUUCUGUUAACUAACAAAGACUUAACAAUGAUUGAUCUAGCUGCACUUGAAUAGACUUUUUGGAAUUUAUUUUUUUUUGCUCAGUACUUUCAUACUAUUUGUAAUCUAUUAAGCAGCCAAGUAGCUCAGAGAUCUUUGUAAAUAUAAAACUAGUAUUGCAGCUUGGAUGUCUACUUUUUUGUCCUAUUUCUGGUAUUAGGAGUAUCAGAAAUGACAAAGAGAGUGCAGCAAUGAAGAAACCGAGCAAAACUCAACGUCACAUGUCAAAAAUUAGUCCAAAUAAUGAAAAUGGCUGACAAGAAGAGGAGCAAGAAGCGAAAAGAUGAUUAUGUGGGUCCCGGAGAAGAAGUUCCAAACAAACCCACUAAAGAGGAGUACGGCAUUGCGAAAUGGAUGAGGAAAAAUGUUCCCAUUAAAAGGACCAAGUUUUUGAAUCAUAAUGUUGAAUAUUUUACUGGCAAAAGAGCAGUGGACGCUCUUUUAGAGUCCAAAUACGUAACCGCCGACAAUGCCCUGUUCAAAUCCAGAGAAGACAUUGUCGACUACCUGCACUUGAUGCUCGAACACAAAUUUUACCAUCGCGCCAGAAAAGUUCCAGUUUCCGAACAAGAGCUGAAAGGCAAAAGGAAGGAGAAAAAGAAAGAGCUGGAAUCAGGCGACGAGGACAAGGCGGAAAAAGAGCACAACAAGGGAACUGACGCUGAAAGCAGUGUUGUUGAGAGUAAAGAUGCUUUAGAACAACCUCAAAAAGAAAAACGCAAGAAGAAAAUCCGCUUGGAAAUGCACAAUGACCAACGUUUUGUUGACAGCCUUGACGCCUAUGUUUGGAUUUACGACCCAAUUCCUUUUCACUAUUGGAUUUUUGGGGCUUUACUUGUUGUAGGUGCUAUUGGUAUUUGCAUGUUCCCACUAUGGCCUCCAGUUGUCAGAUUAGGAGUAUAUUACAUUAGUGUAGCAGCAGCUUGUUUCCUGGUUUCAAUCAUAGUAAUGGCUGUAAUAAGAUUGAUCUUGUUUUGCUUAAUUUGGAUGGUCACGUUGGGUAGGCACCACUUGUGGAUUUUGCCCAAUUUAACUGAAGACGUCGGAUUCUUUGCCUCUUUUUGGCCUUUGUAUAAGUACGACUAUAAAGGGCCCGGGGCUCAGGGGGACAAAAAGAAAAAAAAGAAAAAGAAGGAUAAGGACAGUGAUGCUGAAGAUGAUAAUGCUGAGAAAAAAGAGAGUUCUGAAGAUGAACAAGAACAAGAAGACAUAAAAACUAUUGAAGGAGCAAAUUUGGAUAAUGAAGAAGUUGGUUCUGAGAGUGAAAGUGACACAAAAUCCAGUACAGGGAAGGAUUUUGAAAUGGUUGAUCAUAAAGAACUUGAAGAGUCAUAAAAUAGUAUUAUUGGGGACUUUAGAUUAUUAUUCAUCAAGUUUGAGAAAAAAUAAAUAUAUAUUCAUUGCUAUCGCACAUUGAAGAAUAACAAAAUUUUGGAUUUUAUCAUUAGCUAAUAAUUGUUAGGAUAAUGUUACGUUGAUAAAUUAUUACAAUAUUGUUGAGAGAUUAUUGAAAUGUUUACUGGACAACAAUUUGGGGGUUUUCGAGGGUAGUUUUUUGGAUUGUAUAUAAAAUACACACACAAGUCCUAGUGGAUCGGUUGCUUUCAUUAGAAUAAAUUGCAUUUAUUUUUAUUUAACAAUUUUAGUAUAAAUUAUUAUUUAUCUUAUAAAUAAAGGUAAUUGUAAAUAUUUAA